AAAGAUGGCGGUUCUUAAAGAGGAGAGUGAAGAUGUGAAGAUUGAAGACACUUUCAGAGUCAAAAAUUAUUUCAGUUAUUUCAAAGAGGAGAGUCCAGAACUGAACAAUACGGGAAAAGAGAAAGAUCAGCACGAGAAACAUUGUGAUUUCAGAACUGGAGAAAAAUCCACAAAGACUGAAGAGACUUCCUCACAAAACAGAGCUCAGAAGACCAAAUCUAAUCGUCAUUUCUCCUGCCAUCAGUGCGGAAAGAGUUUCAGUCACAAACGAAACCUUGAGGUCCACAUGAGAGUUCACACUGGAGAGAAGCCUUUCACCUGUCAACAGUGUGGAAAGAGCUUCACGCAAACUCAAAGCCUUAAAGUCCACAUGAGAGUUCACACCGGAGCAAUCUCGUUCACCUGUCAACAGUGUGGAAAGUGUUUCACUCAGAAACAAAACCUUAAAGUCCACACGAGGAUUCACACCGCAGAAAUCUCGUUCACCUGUCAACAGUGUGGAAAGAGCUUCACACAAAAAGGAAACCUUGAAGUCCACAUGAGGAUUCACACCGGAGAAAAGCCUUACACUUGCUCUCAGUGUGGACAGAGUUUCACACAUCAUAACAGCCUUAGUUCCCACAUGAGAACUCACUCUGGAGUGAAGCCGUUCAUAUGUGAUCAAUGUGGAAAGAGCUUCACAACAGAACUAAACCUGCGGUAUCACGUGAACAUUCAUACCGGAGAGAAACCAUUCACAUGUGAUCAGUGUGGGAAGGGUUUCACACGCAAGGUAACCCUCAAUUCCCACUUGAGGAUUCACUCUGGAGAGAACUGUUUUAUAUGUCAUCAAUGUGCAAAGAGCUUCAGUCAUAAAAGUAGCCUUAAUACUCACAUGCAACUUCACACCGGAGAGAAGCCUUUCACCUGCAAACUGUGUGGAAAGAGCUUCACGCAAAAAGGAAAUCUUAAGCUUCACAUGAGAGUUCACACGGGAGAGAAGCCGUUCACGUGUGAUCAGUGCGGGACGAGUUUCACACAAAAAGGAAACCUUAAAGGACACAUGAGAGUUCACACGGGAGAAAAGCCGUUCUCGUGUGAUCAGUGCGGGAAGAGCUUCUCAACCAAACGUAAUCUUAAACUUCACAUGAGAGUUCACACCGGAGAGAAGCCGUUCACGUGUGAUCAGUGCGGGACGAGUUUCACACAAAAAGGAAACCUUAAAGGACACAUGAGAGUUCACACGGGAGAAAAGCCGUUCUCGUGUGAUCAGUGCGGGAAGAGCUUCUCAACCAAACGUAAUCUUAAACUUCACAUGAGAGUUCACACCGGAGAGAAGCCGUUCACGUGUGAUCAGUGCGGGACGAGUUUCACACAUAAGCAUCAUCUUGAGCGUCACAGGAGAGUUCACACUGGAGAAAAGCCCUUCACAUGUGAUCAGUGCGGAAAUAAUUUCUCAUAAAAACAACG
Molecule: messenger RNA, 1449 nt
Organism: Sinocyclocheilus anshuiensis
Lineage: Eukaryota; Metazoa; Chordata; Actinopteri; Cypriniformes; Cyprinidae
Product: gastrula zinc finger protein XlCGF57.1-like
Exons: 3
Coding region: 5-1441 (478 amino acids)
Biological process (GO): regulation of transcription by RNA polymerase II
Molecular function (GO): RNA polymerase II cis-regulatory region sequence-specific DNA binding; DNA-binding transcription factor activity
Source: RefSeq, a predicted model, not a curated record